Solenopsis invicta (red fire ant) is the source of this 2361-nucleotide messenger RNA. Its product is annotated as shootin-1. Lineage: Eukaryota; Metazoa; Arthropoda; Insecta; Hymenoptera; Formicidae. The transcript has 10 exons. The record is from RefSeq and is a predicted model, not a curated record. Bases 233 to 2032 code for a protein of 599 amino acids.
UGUAACGUUACAACGAGGCACGCGCGCGCCCGCGCGGAAUCAAGUCAGUACGCUCGUGAACGCGCGCCGAGGAGAACGCACGCACGAGUUUCUAGCCGCGGCGACCCGAGUCCGACCCGACCGCGCGGGACUCGACGUGUUCAGCUCUCGACGUGUCGAGAAGAGAAAGAAAGAAAGAAAGAACAAGAAACUGACAUCCUCGACCUCACGUGGUGCAACGGACAAGCAUACCAUGAAUAGGACGGAAUUCAAUAUUGUUCUGAGCACGGAGCCACCGAGGACACCUCCGAACGUGAUUCACUCUCACAUUCCGGUGCCGAAAAUACCGACCGCGUUUAAGGCUCAAGAAAGAUGUCCUCCAAAACGCAGAGGAUCCUUCGAGAAGCUCGGUCGGGGGACGGGGAACGUGGCAGCCCAAAGAGCGUCCUUCGAGAAGCUCGAAGCUUCAGUCGUACAGCUGAGGUCGCGCAAUAAUAAUCAAUUGUCAACCUCCAGUAUCGAGAUGCGAAGAUCUGAAGAAAAGACGAUACCGAUGAGCGGUUGCAAGACGAACGACGUGGUUAAUCUCAAUAGGAGCAACAGCUUCUUGGAAACCAAGUGGAAGAACAAAUAUGAGGAUUCUGAGAAAAGGCGGAAACACCUACUACAGAAGAGCGAAGCUGUGAAUAAGGAGCACAUGGAUUUGGAGAAAAAAUAUCAACAAUUGCAGAGGGAAAAUAACGCGUUGCAGUCGCAGGUUCAGGAAAAGGAGCAGAAAUUAUUAAAAUUACGAACAGUUUCCGAAGCGGUAUGUAAAGAAUACGAACAAUUAAAACAUCAGUAUGACGUGGAAACGAACGCAAUGCACAAAGCUAUGCAACAAGCCUCUGAGUGGUACCGACAAAACCGAGAGCUGAAACGAAGAUCCCAUAUCUUGGUACAGAAAUUUCAACGUAACAAUCCGGAUGAAUUACUGCAUUUCGAUAUGUCUGACGAAGUGGACUCGAACUUCGAGGAUUUGGAUCAGUUGAGGCAAACAGUGAAAGAUCUGAGUGGUGAAAUAGCGCGACUGCAAACGGAACUUCAUUCCGCGCGGCUUCAAGAAUUCGAGGCGCAGGAGCAGGUGACGCAGCUGACCACACACCUGGAAGAGGAAAGGGCUCUCCGACAAAAAGGCGAGGAGAAAAUUAACGAGAUGAAAGUGCACAAGGAAAACAUGGAAAGAGUUACGAAAAUGGUGGCCGAGGAAGUGGAGACUCUGAAGACGCAAUGCGAUCGCGAGAGAGAAAGCGCAAAAAUUCUGAAGAUAGAAGCCGAAAAAUUCCAGAAAGAACGGAACGUCUUAGCACAUCAAAGCGCUCUUCUCAUGGCCGAGGUUGGAGACGAUCCGAACGGGAGACUGUUAAAUAUUUUGCAAGAAGUGGAAACCCUAAAGAGGCUACUGGAGGAGGAAAAACAAAAUCAUACUUCUCAAGUACAGAUGUUGCAGGAGAAAUUAGAGGAGAAAGAGUCAAAUGUAGAAUUUGAGAUUGUCGAGGAGAAGCUAAAGCUCGCGGAAUCUGAAUUGGAGGUAAUCGUUCAAAGAGCCGAGAGGGCCGAGAAAUCGGUAGAAGAAUUGGAGAAGGUUGUGCAUUGCUUGAAACAGAAAAUCAGCGAGUUAGAGGAGAAACUUUCGAGACCGCCACCGCCACCGUUACCGCCACCUCCUCCACCACCGCCUACGUCGACGAUUGGUCAAUCAUCAAUAAAGUUGCUGACUAGAGAAAAAUUGACCUCAGCAGUAAGUGAUAUGGAAAACAUGCUUGGCAUUACGCCGAAAAAAACGACUGCGGUCGCACAACAACCCGCUAUUGACGAUAUUAUUAAUCAGAUUAAAGGCGGGCGUUUUACGUUGAAGCAAACGGACAAACAAAGAGAAGAAGAACGAAAAAGACGACAAGAAGCAGAGAAUAAACCACCAGCAGUGUCUGAAAUGUUAAAUAUUCUCGGUACUAUGAGACGAAGAGCCAAGCCAAUAAGACAAGCAUUCAAGUUUACAGACACAGCGUCAUAAUGAGAAUUAUUUGGACAAAUACAGAUUGUAAUUCCAACAAAAGUUUGAUGAGUCAUUCGGCUAAAUUAUACACUAUUAUUUUAUAUGAUAUAUAUAACAAAGAUAUGUAUAUAUAUCUUCGUUAUUUUACAUGUACAUUUUAUCUCAUAGAUCUGUCUUGCUCAAUCUAAAUUUAUUCAAAAUCUAUUUAUUCGACUGUAAAAGUAAGUUUUAUACUACUAUAUAUGAACAUCUUAAGCCAGACGAGAUCUAAUACAAGAUCAUGGCAAUUUUGCAAAUAUUUUGUAAUUUACAUGUUAAGAGGAAUAAAAGCAAAAAAUGAAAAAAAA